This is a messenger RNA of Pseudomyrmex gracilis, 3230 nucleotides long. RefSeq names its product macoilin-1-like. NCBI's taxonomy places the organism in Eukaryota, Metazoa, Arthropoda, Insecta, Hymenoptera, Formicidae. Gene Ontology annotation, biological process: neuronal signal transduction. The transcript has 12 exons. Gene Ontology annotation, cellular component: rough endoplasmic reticulum membrane. The record is from RefSeq and is a predicted model, not a curated record. The coding region runs from base 516 to 2663 and encodes 715 amino acids.
CGUAGAUGUAAAAUCGUGCGUGCAAGAGAGAACGAAAGGAUCGAAUAAGAAAAGAGAGAAAGAGAGUGUAUAUGAUAAAGAGAAAUCAGCUAUCGGAAAGCGAAUUGUCGCACGAUUUAGCGAGAAUAACAAUUUUGCGAUUUUCAUGAAACGACAUUGGCCGUCUCGAACGCGUGUGCGGCACGUCGCGCUGCAUCGCGCAAUUAAUAAACGGCAGGUGAUUCCUCGUCGCUUAUUAUAAGCGCCAUGUCCCGCGAUGGACCAAUCAGCUGCUUGGUAAACCGCCGUGAGACCUCGAAUCUGUUAUUCUGUCUAGAGGCGAAUGACAACAAAAGAGACUGAUAGAAGUCGCGCGCGCGAGAGAGAGCCCGAGUUUUUUCGUACGCGAACGUGUAUAUUCCGCGCCAGACGAGAAGUAUACCCGCCGCUUGCUAGCCGCCGCGGCUGAGUUUUUUUGUUACCGUAGCGCGCCGCGAGUAACGUCGCUUUGCUUGGUGGUGAAAGUGUCGAGGAAUAUGAAGAGGAGAAAUGUCGAGUGCGGUAAGCUUCGGAGGCCCUUGAAACGCAACAAGCUCGCCGAGGGAAUCUACGGAAGUACUUUGCUUUAUCUGAAGUUUCUUGUAAUAUGGGCCAUGGUGAUUCUGGCAGACUUCAUGUUGGAAUUCCGUUUUGAAUUUUUAUGGCCGUUCUGGUUACUCCUCCGAAGCGUUUACGAUUCCUUUAAAUAUCAAGGCUUGGCCUUCUCUGUAUUUUUUAUUUGUAUUGCACUCACAUCAGACAUGAUUUGCUUCUUUUUCAUCCCUGUGCAUUGGCUGUUUUUUGCUGCCAGCACUUAUGUUUGGGUGCAAUAUGUUUGGCACACAGAUAAGGGAGUGUGUCUACCAACUGUGACACUAUGGUUGCUAUUUCUAUAUAUAGAAGCAGCAGUGCGGUUGCGUGACUUGCGUCAUAUGCCAUUUCAUCUAGACCUCUGCCGGCCAUUUGCAGCACAUUGCAUUGGCUAUCCUGUAGUUACAUUGGGUUUUGGUUUUAAAGGCUAUAUAGGCUACAGAAUGAGGCAGAAGAAACAGAAAGAUGUGGCAAAAGAGAACGAGUUCUAUCUGCAGUUAUUGCAACAAGCACUGCCUGCGGAGCCAGAAGAUAUGUCAAUACAAGCGCACACACUGACACACCAUGUUACCGCAUCGAUAGAACAUGUCAAAAGCCAAACUCACAAAUUGAGUCCACAAUAUAAUCCAAGCCCUGAAAAAAGCAGAGGUAGGGGGCAUAAUAAUUCUGUAGAGACAAACGUACAAAAUGGUGGAGUACAUAAUAAUAGCCAAAUUACAUCACAAGCACAAAGUGCUACUAAAAGUACUCAUAGAAAAUCUUUAGACAAGAGCGAAAAGCAAGAAGAACAGCAUAAUAAACACAGUAUAUCUAAUAAUUCACCAUCAGACAAAGGUGAUAAGAAAUUUAUACACAGUAACGGAAAUGCAGUAUCACACAAUGAUAUACAAAUCAUUGAAAAAGUGGGAUCUGUAAACGAUUUUGACAUAAAUGAAGUAGAAAAGGAUAAAUCCAUCAAAGGUUAUGGACACGCUACUAUAAAAUCGCAAUCAAACGGUUCAGUAAAAUGGAACAACGUGAAGGAAAGUCGAGAUUCAUCGUCGACUAAUGUCCAACGUGAACGUAAGACUCGACAAGUUAAAAACACAGGUGACAUCACUGCAGAACAACAAAAGCAACAAGAAGAUUAUUACCAAAGGUUACUGGUGUGUCGCAGGCUUGAAGCAGACAUAAAACGCUUGAAAUCAGAUUUGCAGUCAAGUCGACAAUUAGAACAAGAAUUACGAUCACAAAUUAAUACCUUACUCAGUGGAGAGCGUCAGGCUAAAGGCGAUAUUCAACAGCUCCAACAUGAUAACGAUCAGUUACAAAGCAAAUUACACGGUCUAGUGACAGCGCGUCAACUGGAUAAACAGACAAUGUCAUCGUUAGAAAAACGAAUUGCGGAAGAAAGAAAACAACGGACUGCAUGUGAGGCGUCCUUAGUUUCCGAGCGUAGGGCAAGACGGGCUGCCGAGGAGGCACGUUCUGCAAUCCCACCGCCACCACCUCCACUUAUUAGACAAGAAUGUACUGAUGCGUGUAAAAAUCGUAGAUCUCAAAUGGAACAGGAUCUUAAGAACCUGCGUCGUGAACUUAAAUCGAAAGAAGAGAGGUGUAAUGUACUGGAGAAAGAUGCGGCGCGUUGUCAAGAAAAUCACAGAGAAUCUGAAAUUUUGGUUGCUGCACUCAAUGCGCUACAAGACAAAAACGCGCAUUUGGAAAAUAGUUUGAGUGCGGAAACACGUAUAAAACUUGAUCUUUUUUCGGCACUCGGCGAAGUCAAGCGACAAUUAGAAAUUCGAGAAAGCUUAAUCAGAUCUCAAGAGAAAGAAAUUGAGAUGUUAAAAACAAAAAUAGCGCAAGAUUUAGCUGUGAUGCCACAAGACACAUUUGGUCCAGCGCCAACCUGCGCGACGUCCAAGCUUCGUUUAAAUAGUGAAGUGAGAGUUGCAGGAACAAAAAUACGUUCAAACGAAAGUUCCCCCUGUCCUGGGUGUACCGUGUCGAAUUUGGAUCCGAACGCGACAGCGUACACGCCUAAGAGCUCCCUUGUAGCAUCGACCGAAGCUUAAGAACUGCUACUUCUUUCAUUCAGAACCCAAUAGUAGGAUACACACAUCAACUCUACAAAAAGAUGUUUCAAAAGUUUCUCCGUGGAAAUAUUGUUUAAUUCCUUUGAGUAUAUUGAGCUCGCAAAAACAAUGAAUUUAUUAUUAUUUGUUACUGAAUCUAUCUUGUGUAUCCACUCUUCUUUUUUAAGACAAUAGAGUUUUAUUAUAUACGGGUCCGCGCUUACUCUUUCUCUCUCUCUCACACACACACACAAUGUCAAAGAAAUUAUCUAAAAGUCUUCCAUGAGAAACUUCGCGAAACAUGUUUUGUAUCGUGUCUUGUUCUUUCAAAAAAAAAACAAAAAAAUUGAAACCGUUGACAUUACUUAUGAUCACACGACACUGGGUUCUAAAAUGUCAAGGAAAUCUGGUGACAGAUUUAAUUUGUAAUGUUUAUGCUGCAGGUUAAUCUAACAGAUAUAUAACGUACCAGUGAACAAACAGAAAACACAUGUUUAAAUAUUAGUAGCAAUGCUUAGCAAAAUUGCAAAAUAAUAUACUGUGUGAACGAUCGUUAAUUUAUAUAUG